Messenger RNA from Loa loa (African eye worm), 2634 nucleotides. RefSeq lists its product as hypothetical. The transcript is spliced from 16 exons. The coding region runs from base 133 to 2454 and encodes 773 amino acids. NCBI's taxonomy places the organism in Eukaryota, Metazoa, Nematoda, Chromadorea, Rhabditida, Onchocercidae. Gene Ontology annotation, cellular component: nucleoplasm. Gene Ontology annotation, biological process: regulation of DNA-templated transcription. The record is from RefSeq and is a predicted model, not a curated record.
GUCAGUUCUUGCAUUUGUUCGAUUACAUGAAUUUGAUUAAAACUGUUGGAUCGAGUCGAUUUCUUCCAGUGAACCUUCCUUCUCUCGGUCUAUAUGUCAAAGGAUCGCUAGGGAUUACGAAAUGCUGUGAUAAUGGAUCAGCAAGAAUCGCCAAUGUCUUCAAGGAUCAAUACAGCAACUAAUGAUCGGGAAAAGAAGCAUACUAUUACUGUGGAUGAAAAACUUACCAAAAAGGCGGUGAGGCAUGAUACUUAUGAUGAGGAAGACUGUAGCUAUAUGCUACGUGUACUCGAAAAGGAUGCUUUCUCAGCGGUUGUUUCCGCUUUUCGUGCUCAAGGAAUGCUGAAUAAUUAUAAAAGCGUAUUACUGCAGCAUCUGAAAACAGCUUUAUUCAUAUCUGAUGAAUCUUAUCAUGCUGAAAUACGACAAGCAGCUAGUGAUGAAGUGUUGACGAAAAUAGCGCAAACUUUGAGUCCAUCGUAUGAUACAUAUGCACAGUGGGGAAUUGAAGGCUUGGAUCCAAUACCACAUUAUGACGAAAUUCCCAUUCAAGAGGAUAUUGCUGAUGACAGUGAUAUAGACCAAAAUAUUGCAAAUGAUUUGCUGAGACUUGCGAAGACACAUAAUGAAAGGCUGCGCGAUGCAAAUAUCGCACUGCAUGAAAUGAUUGCACUACCCAAAGCUCCAUACGUCCCAGAAAGAUUGCGCUUAUUACUCCGUGAGACGGAAAACGAUUAUGAAGGACGUAUUGAUACGCUGCAUUCUGGUGAAGAUGAGAGCAGUACACGAACUUCUCGCGUAAACUCUGGUCUCAUCAAAACUGAAACAUUGCCAUUCGAUGAAACUCAGCAGUUCACAAGAAUAACUCAGAGUGCAGAGGAAUUAUAUGUUGGUAAUUCAAACCAAAAAACGGCGCUUUAUUAUGACAUGACACCAUCAACAAGUACAGCACGUCCAAGUUCCCUUGAAUUGACGACAUCCUGCCCAUCUUCGAGUUCCAGUUCAACUCCAAUUAUUACUUCCGCUGAUCAAGCUUUUGUAUCGAAGUGUGGUGCUCAAGAUGAUGAAGAUUUCGAUUCACAGAUCGCUGGAGAAUACGUAAAACCGAAAAAACGGCGGCGCGAUUUAUCUGCCACAUGUGCGCGGGUACUACCAUUCAGAUUCCAAUCGCCAGCUCCAGGACAAAAAACUAAACCCAUUCGCGGGAAUCCUGAUCGACGGCCACCAAGACAGGCAUCGCCACCAGGCAUCUCAAGUUUCACCUCUACAUCGUCAUUGCCAAGCAAUACGUCAGUCAUCGGUACUCACUCCUCUCAUACGACAGCACUGCCAGCGUUUCGUAACAUACCCACAAGUUCCACCGCAAACAGUUCCGGGAGAUUUCAUCAAGUCCCUCAUCUGUUCACCUCAGGUGUGGUGAUAAAGCGUACCCGAACACUGUCGUCCGGAGGGAAUGAACCUGCAGUCUUAGAUGGAAGUUCUACUUUCCAUCGACAUCUAUCUAACGCCCAGAAUGUAUAUAGGAUACAGCAGCCAGUACAGCGAGCGUACAUAAGGUCGUCCAGUGGACAGCGUUUUUAUGCAUCACCAAUAGUAUCAACCUACAAUAAUCCAACUCGACCUUAUUACGGCAAUCCAAAUACUGUUGUUGGAUUCAUGCGUUCAUUACCGUCGAAUUCGCCGCGUUCCUCCUACACUAUAUCAUCUGGACCGAGUACAUCAUCUGCUUGCCAUUUACAGCCACAAACAAUAACUUCGAGUGAAAUUCAGCGUUUAGUUGCUCAGGCUGCUGCAUUUGGUCAACCACAACAGUAUCGUACCGUUAGAAGACCGCCACCUCGACCGGUCGUUCUAUCCAGUACAUCACGCUUUUCAGUCACAAAUCAGCGCCAAGGAUUUUCGACUUCAGUCACGCCUUUUAUAAAUUCAACCGAGAUGACAGGAGAGAAUUCGUGUUCUGUACAGCAGCAGCAGCAGCUAACUGUUCAUCCAGCACCUCGAGUAACCCGUCGUACCUUACCAUCAUCAUCCGUAGUUGCAGCAGCAACACAGCGUACACAUACCGUUCCUGCUACAACACUUGAUGAUAACACCUCCCUCGUAACCAAUACGCACUUAAAACACAUUGAUAGUGGUAAUCUGGAGAUGCAGCAAACCGAUCUAGACACCAUCGUAGCUGUUAAUUCCAUAACACAAGGUAACGAUGGAACAGUGGAGCAGAAACGUGGAACAGAUAUGGAUAGGUCAGUAGUUGCAGCAAAUCCAGUUGAGACUGCAUCACAAGGUGCUAUCAACGAGGAAGUUCCCAUGAUUGUUAGUUAUCGUGCAGAGAAUCAGGAUGGAAAUCUUAAUCGUGCCAGUCAUUUGGUGCCGGAACAAUAUGCCAAUGGUCUAAUUCAUCAAGAAGGGCAAAAUGUGAUUAAUUAUGUCACUGCAUCACAUUGUAUUCAAUGACAUUAGUUAUCAUCGACUUUAUUGCUCUUUUACACACUAUAUUUAUAGAUUUCAAGUUGUGGAACUAUUUGUACUCUGAAUUUUUAUUGUAUUAAUGUUGAUCAUCGUGAUGAAAUAAUUGAAUAUUGUUUAUGUCGAUUCGGUUUCUUGACGAAUGGUUUUGUCACGUCAUGUGCGGCC